AUCCGGGUCCUGCCUCUGACUCGUUGCUUCCUAGAAGCUAACGGUGGCUAGCAAGCUGUCAAACCUGUCAAGUGGAGAGACAGGAAUAGACGAUUCAGCCUCCCUGGGCUUAGCUGUGCAAAGCUUCGUUCUCCCAAUCCCUUACAUACGAAAAAUUGAAGAAUUUGUUUACUCGCCACACGAGAUAAUGUGAUGCUUUGCGGGUGCGCGCAAAAGGGGACCGCCGCAUUACCACUGUUUAUACAGAAUCUUGAGUGACGACUUCUUAUUGCUAGCUAUAGGCUAGCUAGCUAAGGUAAACUACCGCAAAACCCUGUUUUUAGCGUUGUACAUUUUGUGCCGAAUACUACAAUCUCCUGGAUCUUAUUUUUGUCGCAAUUUUUUUCACUUCCAGCGGCUGUCCUGAUAUUUGGCUUUCAGGGUGACACAAUGGGUGCAUUUCUGGACAAACCAAAGAUGGAAAAACAUAACAACUCUGGGGAGGGAAACGAGCUAAGGUUUGGGUUGAGCAGCAUGCAGGGAUGGCGGGUUGAGAUGGAAGAUGCGCACACAGCAGUAGUUAGUUUGCCUUCGCCUCUUCAGUGCUGGUCAUUUUUUGCUGUAUAUGAUGGGCAUGCUGGCUCUCAGGUGGCCAAGUACUGCUGUGAGCACCUGCUAGAGCACAUCACUAGUAGCCAAGGCUUCCAGAGUGCUCUGAAGGAGAAAUCUGAAAGCACGGUGGAUAAAGUUAAGGAUGGCAUCCGCUCUGGAUUCUUGAUGUUUGACGAACACAUACGAAACUUGUCUGAAAAGAAGCAUAGUAAUGACCGCAGUGGCUCCACCGCUGUAGGGGUGAUGAUUUCUCCAAGCCAUUUGUACUUCAUUAACUGUGGGGACUCGCGUGGAAUCCUUAGCAGGAGUGGAUUGGUGAAAUUCUUCACAGAGGAUCACAAGCCAAGCAACCCACUAGAGAAGGAAAGGAUCCAGAAUGCUGGUGGCUCAGUCAUGAUCCAGCGUGUUAAUGGGUCUCUAGCUGUAUCCAGAGCUCUGGGUGAUUUUGACUAUAAGUGUGUGGAUGGCAAAGGCCCCACAGAGCAGCUCGUCUCUCCAGAGCCUGAAGUUUAUGCAAUAGAAAGAAGUGAGAAGGACGAUGAAUUCAUCAUACUUGCUUGUGAUGGCAUCUGGGAUGUUAUGGGGAAUGAGGAAGUGUGUAGCUUUGUGAGAUCAAGAUUAGAGGUUACGGAUGAUCUUGAAAGAGUCUGCAAUGAAAUUGUGGACACCUGCUUGUACAAGGGAAGUCGAGAUAAUAUGAGUGUUGUGUUAAUCUGCUUUCCUGGGGCCCCAAAGGUAUCUCAAGAAGCAGUGAUGCGAGAGAUGGAACUGGACAAGUUCUUGGAGGCCAGAGUUGAAGAGAUCCUUAAAACUGAGUGGGAUAAAGGUACUCCUGAUUUGGUCAAUGUUAUGCGAAUGUUAACCUCUGAGACCAUACCAAACCUCCCUCCGGGUGGAGAGCUGGCAAGCAAACGAAGUCUUAUUGAAGCAGUGUUCAACAGACUUAACCCAUCAAAAAACGAUGAAACAGACUCUGCGUUCACAGAUGACAUGUGGUAACACAACCUCCAACCAAUAACACUGCAUAAAGUUUACAAACCACCACCCUCUCAAGACCCACAGCAGCUCAGCUCAGCAGUCUGUCUCUCCGUCACUCUGAGCUUUUGGUUCCUAAGAAGGGAAUAUCAUGGGAAGAGGAGGAAUUGCAUGCACACAAACCUGGAAUAGUGCAGCACCUGUCCACUUGGAGUUUAGGAUCUCCACCGUCUCGUCUCUGUUUUAUGUUCACUCUCCUUAAUAUUCUCCUCUAAAGUAAUUCACAACAAGUGAGUCUACAAGUUUUUCUUUUUGAUUAGGAAUCGGCUUAAAUGGUAAUGGGUUUGCUGUAAUUAUUUUUGAUUCACAUUUCCUCGUGUGUGUCUGUAUAUUUUUGUUUUUGUGAAGUGCAAUUGUCCUGUACAAACGGCCUGUAUUUAAUGCAGCUUGAUUUUAAGUUAAAAAUGAAAGAAAUGACAAAAAAAAGAACUUCUUAUGCACUAUUUGCCCUUUCCUGCUCUCCUGUAACUCUAACAAAUAUCUAUCCAGUGAACUGCUUGUCCUCCAGCCACAAUGACCUUGUGCUUCAGUUAUUUUUUCCCGCACUUAGUUUUUGUUCCUUUCACGAAACGGGUAAAUUGUAUAGUUGACAGCACAGUAAGCUCUCUAUAUCAAACCAGUUGAAUCCAAUAUUUUUCCCUUAUGCUUUGUCUUUUGUUUUUUUUUGGCUUACAUUUUACUUUUGUUUGUUGUUGUUUUUUUGUACAUGCUCUAAUAAUAACAGUAAUAAUGUCAAUUUACCAGUAUGAAGUGGAAGGAUCUUUUUUUUUUCCAUUUUAUAUCAAAUAUUUGUCAUGUCUAUCUAUGUGAAUAGACUAAUAUUAGGUUGUGUAUGUCAGUGCACACGUGUGUUCAGUGGAAGGGACUUUAUUUGCAACUCUAAAGUCCAACUUAUGAAGGUGGAUCUUCAGGAGACAAACAAGGCUGCAGGUUGAGAAUUGCCAUCCCGAUGCUCCCAUACUUACCAAUGGUUGCUUCUUUUUUUUUUUUUUUUUUUGCAAACUCAUGUUUUAGUUUUACUUUAAAAUUCUUUUUCUACUAACUCUUAAACAGCUAAAAAAACAUCUGAAUACUUUUAUAUUCUUUUUAAAUUAAGUGGAUUCGACAAUUAAUUGAGUGAAAAAGUGGAGUAGAUUGAUAUAAUACUAGCCAGGAGUUGACUAGUUGAUCCGUUUUAUCAUAUUUAUUAAUUCCAAAAUGUAAAACGAGACCACUAUAGGUGCCAUGACUUUUGGAUCACAUUUCAGCUUUAUUACAGCCUAUGCCAACUUUUCACAUAAUUCAGUUUUUGUAUGUGAUGCAGGUAAGUUUAAAAACCUAUCGCAUUAGCAAUCCAGAGAACGAGAACUCUGAUGCGUAGUUUAUGUUGUGCACCACUUUGUCUAUAAAUGGACAAAUCAAGAACAAAUAUUCAAACUUUGAGAAAAUUUUGGGUGGUUUUAAGCACCUUCCUAAUCCAUCGUUUGCUUUACUUAAAAACUGUUUUCUCACCUCACUUUACAUCUGUGCUUGCUGCUAAAGUAUAUUAUCCGUGGGUUAACUUGUAUUUAAUUUUCCUUCUAAGAAGAAAUAACAAAAAGAGAUGGUCACUGAUGAAAUUUUACUUACACGCUAGAUGUAUUUCUUGAUGAGAAACUAUUUUAAAUUUAUUUUCCAUCUUUUACGUUACCGUUUCUGUAUGUUUAUAUUUCUGUCUUAAUUUCUGGAGGAAUAAAUUGUUUUGCUCGAGUUAGUUUUUUGCUAUGUUAGUUUAAUUAUUUUUAACAUUUUUCGUGAAAAUAGUUAGCCUCCCGUAACUUAUUAGUGUUUCCAUAUAUGGAAUAGUGAUACAAAGUGCAUGAUUAUUAAUCGAAAAGACAAUCCUAACAGUGUCACUGCAUUUAGUUUUGUGGUGGAUAUUCCUUCAAUUCCUUUAUAAAUCUUUUAUUAAACCUGAAAUAGCUGCUUUCUAAAAUGCUUUUGAGGCAAAGAUGCCAAAGACCCUUGUAUUUUAGCAAAGUAAAAAAAAAAACUUUGCUUUUACCCUCGUAAAAGUUUAGUUGGAAAAGUCAAACUAACUUUAUAUCUGAAUACUAAACUUGUUUCCUUUGGCCCCUAAAGGUUGUGGUUAUUAGUGCUGGUGUGAAGAAUCGUGUAGAUUCCAUCUGCACUCUGUGAACACAGAAUGAAUUAGUAGAGCAAGGGGGUGCGUCCGUUUGAAAGGGUGCUCGUGUGAUGAUCAGCAGGUGACGUUGGAUAAAUUAGCAGAGAAUUGCUAAAGUACUUUAAAACAGCCUGAAUCGUGUCUUAACUGCUAAAUGAAAAAUAAAUGCUGCAUGUUUUGGGGAAAUCAUGAGCAAUCCUGAAACCAUAGAUUUUGCUAUGGCAAAAAUCUAAUCUGUGAAAAUUCCUCCAAAAUACUUUUUAACACCCAUCUCGGCAGAAAUUGCAGAUUUGUCCCAAUGCAAACAUAUUAAAAAAAAUAAUGGCAGUGAGCUAUUUUAGGAGUAUUUAGGGCUUUUAAUUAGCAUGUAUUUGUAUUUGCAUCACAAGAGAAAUGUAAUUCCUUAAAGUAAUGAAAAUUAUGAUAAAAUUUCCCCUUUUUGAAGCUUCUAUAAUGAGCCCUUUUGGUCUCUAGAGUUUGUUUUUAAAUGCACUGAACGUUCUUAUCUAGCACUUACUUUGCAAACCUCAAUGGUAUUAUUUUUGUCAAAAAAAAAUCAUUUAUGUAGUUUAUAUUUUCUUUUAGAUAAAUAAAUGGAAUAACACAAUGCUUUAUUAUGUAAUUCUCAAAAUAAGUGUUUCAAAAAUGUUUGGGUUAAAAAUUUUAAUGGCCUAAUUCUAAAGACAGAGAAAGAGAGUUUGAAUAUUUAGCUUCAUAUUGUGAAAAUAUUCUUUAAUUGGAAUUGUUUUACCUCAGACAUUGAUUAGUACAUGUGUUGAUCUGUCUUGGAAUUUGUUCAAAUCUGUAGUGGAUCAUCCACUGAAAUAAAACUUAAACCGAAAGAUGAACUCAUCGGUUUAGAGUAUUUGAGAACGGAAAUACCUCAAACUCGGUAGGAUGUUUUUAUUUUAUUUUAUUUUUUUUUCAUUUUUUCAUCCCUUCAGCUAAAAAAGAAAAAAGGACAAAAAAGUAUUCCUUCAGUUUUAUCCUUACGCAUGUAGGAACUCUGCACUAACAGAAUUUUUUUUAAAGCAAUUAUUUUAGCAACUGAUUCUAUUCUAUCAGCUGCUGCUCAAUCAAGGCUUUUUUUUGGGUUUUUUUCUACAUGUAAAGCUCAAUUAGUUAAAAUCUGUCAUUGUAAUGUGAGUUCAAAAUGGUAGACAAAUGACUUGUGUGACUAAAAAUACACCGAUCAGCCACAAUAUUAAAGCCACCUGCCUGUUGAUUUGAGACUUUUCUUUUCCCCAUUUAGCCAGAACCGAUUACAGCAGUGCUCUGAAGGAGUGGAUCCUUUGUUGGUCCAGGGGAAAAUGUUGAUACUUGGAGAGUUUUUAAAUUGGAAAAAACAUUUUUUUUAAUGUUAAUUCCAUACUGAGCAGUUUCUUAGAUGUGAUGCAUGCAGCAUUGAUGUCACGUCGUAAUAGGCUUCCCCCCCAAAAUUGAGUCUUUUAACCAAAUCACUAACUUUAUUCACAUCAUCCACUUGUGGGCUCAAUGUUGUAGCUAAUCUGUGUACUUUGUAACUAAAAGAAUAUCGUUGAAACGCACGGUUUAUCUGUUUAAUCACUUUUCUUUCCCAACAAAUUGUUACUGCGGAGAAAAAAAAAGUACAUAAAGCUUUUUCAGAGUUACCUUUGGUUGCCUGGAAUGCAUCCUGUAUAUUGUUGUACAGAGGACUACCUAUGAGAAGUUGUAGAGAUUUUAAAACGCUCGCGCCCUCUUGUACAUAUUGAUGUACUCUAGUUGUGGCGUUUAUUGUGUGACCCUUGGCGGUGGCGGCGACGUCUUUGUCCCGCACUGCUUUCCUUUUUUUUUUUUCAGCUCAUAAAUAAGCUCACCGAUUUGCCUUACCCAGUAUCAUGUUUUAUCCCAUCUAAACUAGGCUGCUUGCCCAACAGAAACACUAUAAUGAGGAGUAGUAGUACAGACAUUGUAUAUUUUGAGGUACUCGAGCUAUAUGGACAGUGACUUUGUCCUGUUUGUCAUGAGGUACAUACCCCCCCUCCCGGCCCAUGUCGCUGUAUUGAAUUGCAGUUGUUCAAAGGUUUAAUUUUUAGAUGUCAUACUUUUAAUAAAUGCAGAUGUUUUAACAUGGUGACCUUGUAAGCAUUUGAAAUGUGCAUACACACAUCAAUGUCUGCUCUAUUGAUGAUUACAUUCAAGAAUAGCUUUAGAGUGCUGUAGUUAGGUAUUGUCACGUUGAUUCCAAUGCUUCUCAGAGACCAAUGUGAGUGGUUUCAAAAAGUUCAAUAACUGUACAGUUUGUAUUAUGUUCUAGCUCCAAAGGAAUGGCAGACAAAAAAUAGAAAUGUUUAAAAAAGAAGAGGAAAAAAAGCUUUGUUCUCUGAACUAAAUUGUACUAUUUGUGUUGUCAGUUGAACAAAUUGCAUUCCUUGCUUGUGAAUAGAUGCAUUUUUGCCUCCCCCUCCUAUUCCCGCUCUUUAAAUUUUCUCCCGCUUUCCUUCUCUUUGAUUUUUUUUUUAAGCCAUUAAAGUUUGAAUAAAAAUUUCUAGUUUGCAGAAUGUACUACUAAAUAAACGUGUUGUCAUCUUGUA
This is a messenger RNA of Oryzias latipes (Japanese medaka), 6324 nucleotides long. RefSeq names its product protein phosphatase, Mg2+/Mn2+ dependent, 1Aa (gene ppm1aa). The record is from RefSeq and is a predicted model, not a curated record. Gene Ontology annotation, biological process: protein dephosphorylation. NCBI's taxonomy places the organism in Eukaryota, Metazoa, Chordata, Actinopteri, Beloniformes, Adrianichthyidae. Gene Ontology annotation, molecular function: magnesium ion binding; manganese ion binding; protein serine/threonine phosphatase activity.